Molecule: messenger RNA, 1086 nt
Organism: Rodentolepis nana
Lineage: Eukaryota; Metazoa; Platyhelminthes; Cestoda; Cyclophyllidea; Hymenolepididae
Source: the annotation of a GenBank genome assembly
AUGGCCAUACCAUCAGCUAUGCAUUCAGAACAAGCCAAAAUCCAUAACGAAAACUGCUACGACGAAACCACGAAUAGUAAUAAUUCCUCCAUUUCCAUACCAAAAGUUUCUUCAUCUAAUCGUCGAGUUCAUUUUCCCGAAGGCGAUUCUAUUAUUCUGGGUUUCCUAGAGCCAUUCCACCCAACUCCUGACAAUUGUACAAGUGAUGAAUUAAUUGCUGCCUAUAUCGCUUCAUGCAAACUGUACAAGACACCACCUGUUGACUUUCUUCUGGAACAACUUCGGGGAAUCGACCUGUCCAUUUGCAAUGAACGCUACAGUCGACUCUGUUUACGCGGAAUUAGACUGAACCGGUACCAAAUAGAAACCUUGGAGGAAGUCUUUCGCCGUGUUCACUUCCAGGAGGUUGAUCUGGAAGAUACAUUCCUUGAUGAACCAUCUGCAACGGCGCUAUUUGACAUGAUGCUUCAUUAUGAGACAUGUGUGGACCUGUCCAUAUCUCUGAGUCUGGAACGAUCUAAUUUUAGUGUCGCUUGGUCCCGAUGUGUAACAUAUCUUCGAAAGUCUGGAGCCCUCCAGCGAUUCAAACUUUCCCAUACUCCUCUCACAGUCAAUCUCUUCAACGGUCUGUCUCUAUCCGGUCUUUCCCUUCAAAGUCUCACUUUUCGAGACUGUUCCCUCACUGGCUCUUCUCUACACUACCUCCUUCGUCUUCUCCGCUUUCUAAUGACAUAUACAAUAAACAGUAGCAAUACUUCGUCCACAAACUCCAGGGGCUACGGCUGUACUAAUGCCAGUCGAUAUCCUCGUCCUUCGUAUCGUGGCCCUUUAGCUCCUGUCCCAUGGCCCUUGAUUCUACGCCUCCCGGAGAAUAAAAUCAAUGCUGUGGAUGCUGAGAAUUUAGUUCUUCUUGUGAGGCAUCAACUUGUUAUGCUGCCCGGACCACCGACUCCCACGACAUCUUCUGAUGAAAAUUUGGAUUCAGAAGCGACUUCUGCACCGAAAAAUAAGCCGGCAGGCGGAUCAGGGUAUCUUGAGGAAUUGGAUUUAUCGCAUAACAACCUAAGAGUACGUCAGUCUUACUAG